CGACUUGAAGAGACUUGCCGGAGUGGUGACUCUCAUCUGCUCGAAGAUGAACCCACUGUGGACCCUCCUCUUUGUGCUCUCAGCCCCCAGAGGGGUCCUGUCACAGGUGCAGCUGCGGGAGUCGGGCCCCAGCCUGAUGAAGCCCUCACAGACCCUCUCCCUCACCUGCACGACCUCUGGAUUAUCAUUAACCAGAUAUGGUAUACACUGGGUCCGCCAGGCUCCAGGAAAGGCGCUGGAGUGGGUCGGUGAUAUAAGCAGUGGCGGAAGCACAGGCUACAACCCAGCCUUGAAAUCCCGGCUCAGCAUCACCAAGGACAACUCCAAGAGCCAAGUCUCUCUGUCACUGAGCAGCGUGACACCUGAGGACACGGCCGUGUACUACUGUGGAAGAGACACAGUGAGGGGAAGUCAGUGUGAGCCCAGACAAAAACCUCCCUGCAUAGGGGCCCGUGACCACCAGGGGGCGCUCAGGACUCAGUACAGAGCUGAGCCCUGGAGCAGGUGCAGAAGAGGCGUUGGGCGGUGGGGGCCUGGGGGGGAUUCUCCUCAGAGCUUCUCUUUCUUCCUCCUGCCCAGGAGCCGCACCGCAGACCCUCUUCUGUGUCCUGAAGGCACCUAUGGGGAUCCUGAGAUGACCAGGGUGAAGAUGCAGGAGUCGGGCGCAGAACUGGUGAAGCCCUCGCAGAUCGUCUCCCUCACACAGGCAUCCAAGAACCAGUCCUCCCUGCAGCUGAGCUCUGUGACCACUGAGGACACAGCUCUGUGUUGCUGUGCAAGAGACACAGCCCGUUCUCUGGACAUUUGGUGUAAGCUCGCUAAGUGCACAGGAGAGGCUCUGUGUGACUCGGCAGUGCUGCUCAGCACAGCAGGGCCAGUGAACGAGCUAGCCAGCGGUCAGCAGUCAUCAGCCAUAGUUCUCUCCAUGGAGACGCAGCGGGAUAUCCACACCAGCCUAUGA
This is a messenger RNA of Bubalus bubalis (water buffalo), 961 nucleotides long. RefSeq lists its product as uncharacterized. The record is from RefSeq and is a predicted model, not a curated record. Gene Ontology annotation, molecular function: immunoglobulin receptor binding; antigen binding. The transcript has 7 exons. Bases 47 to 961 code for a protein of 304 amino acids. Gene Ontology annotation, biological process: innate immune response; phagocytosis, engulfment; phagocytosis, recognition. Lineage: Eukaryota; Metazoa; Chordata; Mammalia; Artiodactyla; Bovidae. Gene Ontology annotation, cellular component: blood microparticle; immunoglobulin complex, circulating; external side of plasma membrane.